UUCACAUCACCCACUGUGUGGCUCCAAAGCAUUCGAAACUUUCAAAUGCAAAAGAACAAGCGGUGAGACGCACAGAGAGCUCCCUCUCAAUGGCGAGCACUGCUUCUUCUACACUCGGAUUGCCCAAACUCCACUUCCCACAAUCAUUCACGCACAAAAUUUCAUCUUCAUCAUCGACUCUCCCCAGGAAAACUCGGGUUCCUUCGAUUUCUUCGAAACCAAGCAGAAUAAUAUCAAUAUGUUCGUGUUUAACAGAUAGUUCUUCACUCGAAGCAGUCGAAGCAAUCAUCCCCAAAGUUCAAGUCGAAACAUGCACCUGGAAUUGGAAAGGCUAUUCAAUUCGAUACCAGUACGCCGGAAACAGUGGCCCUGCAUUGGUUUUAGUUCAUGGAUUCGGAGCAAACAGUGAUCAUUGGCGCAAAAACAUCCCUGUUCUUGCAGAAUCAAAUAGAGUAUUCUCAAUCGAUCUUAUUGGCUAUGGUUAUUCCGACAAACCAAAUCCUCGUGAUCUAGGAGACACUCCAUUUUAUACAUUUGAGACAUGGGGUUCUCAAAUAAACGACUUUUGUACAGAAAUAGUUAAAGAUCAAGCAUUCUUUAUCUGCAAUUCAAUCGGAGGACUUGUUGGUCUUCAAGCAGCAGUUACAGAUCCAAGCAUCUGUAAAGGCAUUGUUCUUCUAAAUAUAUCUCUUCGUAUGCUUCAUAUAACAAAACAACCAUGGUUUGGGAGACCCUUGAUUAGAUCUUUCCAGAACUUACUGAGGAAUACCCCUGUUGGAAAAUUCUUCUUUCAAAGUGUCGCAACACGAGAAUCUGUUAAGAAUAUUCUUUGUCAGUGUUAUCAUGAUACUUCCCAAGUGACUGAAGAACUAGUGGACGCAAUCCUUCUUCCAGGGCUUGAGCCUGGUGCUGCUGACGUGUUCCUUGAAUUUAUUUGUUAUUCAGAUGGCCCGCUUCCAGAAGAACUACUGCCUCUAGUAAAGUGUCCGGUGUUGGUAGCAUGGGGGGAUAAAGAUCCUUGGGAACCCGUUGAACUCGGAAAAGCUUAUGGACAAUUUGACAUUGUUGAAGAUUUUGUUGUACUUCCUGAUGUUGGUCAUUGUCCUCAGGAUGAAGCGCCUCAUUUGGUGAACCCAUUAGUCGAGUCUUUUAUCGCACGCCAUGCAACGAUGAAAAGUUAGUUUUUGUUAAUUGAUAAAUGAAAAAUUACCAUUUUGUUGUUUUAUUUGGUUCAAAAUGAAGGGCUGUUUUUUUUUUCCUGGUAUCAAACAAGCAAGUGUAUUAUUGUAUGUAUACUGAAAUGGUUGUUUAUAAAAUGAUUUAUAAGGAAAAAGAUGAUUGAUAUUUGAUA
This is a messenger RNA of Lactuca sativa (garden lettuce), 1351 nucleotides long. Its product is annotated as alpha/beta-Hydrolases superfamily protein. Lineage: Eukaryota; Viridiplantae; Streptophyta; Magnoliopsida; Asterales; Asteraceae. The record is from RefSeq and is a predicted model, not a curated record.